Messenger RNA from Mycena indigotica, 327 nucleotides. Its product is annotated as CxC2 domain-containing protein. The transcript is spliced from 3 exons. NCBI's taxonomy places the organism in Eukaryota, Fungi, Basidiomycota, Agaricomycetes, Agaricales, Mycenaceae. Bases 1 to 327 code for a protein of 108 amino acids. The record is from RefSeq and is a predicted model, not a curated record.
AUGGAUGCUUGUUUCCGUCUUAAGCGCCACGCUUUCUCAAACGAAAUCAGAGACCCAGCGCUCGGCGACGGAUGGGCGUAUAUGGUCGAGUGGGGGCCAUACAAAGAGUAUCUGCUUCAGGUUGGCGACCAGCAAGAAAUCAGCACUUGUACUGGUUUCAAACGGCUGCUCUUGAUUAUGCCAAUACCAAGUUCUCCCGGGGGUAUAGCGCAACCGGAGUCGGCAUGGGGGUUUGCGCCCGGCACGAAUUCGUACAGCCCUCAGGCGUUGGCGACCUACAAGCAGGAGAACGCUACGGUAACAUGGACUAUAUCUUUGGCUCGAUAA